Molecule: messenger RNA, 1203 nt
Organism: Ogataea philodendri
Lineage: Eukaryota; Fungi; Ascomycota; Pichiomycetes; Pichiales; Pichiaceae
Exons: 1
Coding region: 1-1203 (400 amino acids)
Biological process (GO): tRNA wobble uridine modification
Cellular component (GO): cytoplasm; elongator holoenzyme complex; transcription elongation factor complex
Source: RefSeq, a predicted model, not a curated record
AUGUCUUUUAGAAAGCGAGGAGAGAUAGUCAGUGGACCGUCUGCGAGGUCUCUUCCAAUUUCAGGUCCGGGAAUUCCACGGGGCCUUCCAGGUAGGGCUCCUGUUGUUGGGGCAGGACGAGUCCCUUCACCUUUAACCGCUACUCGUAAAACUCCCGAGAAUCCACUAAAAAAUCAUCCUGGUGUCAGACCGUCUAUAUUAAACUCACAGCCAUGCAUCUCGGUAGGGUCCAGCGAUAUCGACGGAAUAAUUGGUCACCAGGGCCUUCCUAUUGGAUCUUUCUUGCUGAUAGAGGAGACAGGAACAACGGAUUUCGCAUCAACUAUAAGUAAGCUUUUCAUGGCUCAAGGAAUUGUGCAAAACAGACUCAAUCAAUCACAGCAGAAUACACACGAAAUACUUAUAGGUCUUGAUCAGCAAUGGGCAAAGACACUUCCUGGUGUUUACAAAGGCAGUAAAGAGAAGAAAAAGGAAAGGGUGCAGCAAAACGAAUCAAAGGUUAGUGUCUCUAAUUUAGUUGAUCAGAAAAACGAUCUGAAAAUUGCUUGGAGAUACGGCUUGAACCAGAAAAAGACUGAAACUGAGGAUAGCUCUGUUGACCAGUACCCCAAUUACUCAAAUCAGUUUGACAUCACUUCCGUGAUGACGGUCGCUCCAGGGCCGAACGAAUUGACAUGUAUUCCAAUUGAUGAUCUGAACAGAGCACUCAAGAGAAUCGAGGAAACAGUGAUGCGAAACCCAUCCAAAGUGAUUAGAAUGUGUGUUCCACUGUUUCUAAACCCUAUGAUCUAUCAAAACGGACUAUCGGCGCCUGAAAUCUUAAAAUUUGUCCAUGGACUGAAGCAGAUUCUUAAGAAAUAUCCAGAUCAACUAGCUUUGCUGAUGACAAUCAACCUUGAUCUGUAUCCUCGAUCCAACGCUCUUGUAACCUACAUAGAGCAGAUAUCCGAUGCCGUGCUUGAGCUGAGACCAUUCAACCCAAAGCUCCACGAGUUGAUGGAAAGAGUGUACAAGAGUCAGCCGGCCAAGAUCAAGCAUGGUCAUUUGAACAUUCACAGUCUUCCGGUGCUGGCGGAGUCGGGACUGAUGUGUGUUCAAGAGAUGGAGUACAGCUUUAAGAACGGCCGCAAACGGUUCGAAGUCGAGAAAUGGAGCAUUCCUGUCGAAGACGAGGAGGAGAAAGAGGAGAAACUAGAUUUCUAA